Haliotis rufescens (red abalone) is the source of this 1128-nucleotide messenger RNA. Its product is annotated as GATA zinc finger domain-containing protein 14-like. The transcript has a single exon. Gene Ontology annotation, molecular function: neuropeptide hormone activity. Bases 1 to 1128 code for a protein of 375 amino acids. The record is from RefSeq and is a predicted model, not a curated record. NCBI's taxonomy places the organism in Eukaryota, Metazoa, Mollusca, Gastropoda, Lepetellida, Haliotidae.
AUGGCCAUUAGAUUCUGCGAUAAAUCUAACAACUUGUUCUAUCUGAAGCAUAAGAGAAACAACAUUCAGGAGGCUGCCUUGAUGGAGAAUCAACAUCAGAGAAACAACAUUCAGGAGGCUGCCUUGAUGGAGAAUCAACAUCAGAGAAACAACAUUCAGGAGGCUGCCUUGAUGGAGAAUCAACAUCAGAGAAACAACAUUCAGGAGGCUGCCUUGAUGGAGAAUCAACAUCAGAGAAACAACAUUCAAGAGGCUGCCUUGAUGGAGAAUCAACAUCAGAGAAACAACAUUCAGGAGGCUGCCUUGAUGGAGAAUCAACAUCAGAGAAACAACAAUCAGGAGGCUGCCUUGUUUGAGAAUCAACAUCAGAGAAACAACAUUCAGGAGGCUGCCUUGAUGGAGAAUCAACAUCAGAGAAACAACAAUCAGGAGGCUGCCUUGUUUGAGAAUCAACAUCAGAGAAACAACAUUCAGGAGGCUGCCUUGUUUGAGAAUCAACAUCAGAGAAACAACAUUCAGGAGGCUGCCUUGAUGGAGAAUCAACAUCAGAGAAACAACAUUCAAGAGGCUGCCUUGAUGGAGAAUCAACAUCAGAGAAACAACAUUCAAGAGGCUGCCUUGAUGGAGAAUCAACAUCAGAGAAACAACAUUCAAGAGGCUGCCUUGAUGGAGAAUCAACAUCAGAGAAACAACAUUCAGGAGGCUGCCUUGAUGGAGAAUCAACAUCAGAGAAACAACAAUCAGGAGGCUGCCUUGAUGGAGAAUCAACAUCAGAGAAACAACAUUCAAGAGGCUGCCUUGAUGGAGAAUCAACAUCAGAGAAACAACAUUCAAGAGGCUGCCUUGAUGGAGAAUCAACAUCAGAGAAACAACAUUCAGGAGGCUGCCUUGAUGGAGAAUCAACAUCAGAGAAACAACAUUCAGGAGGCUGCCUUGAUGGAGAAUCAACAUCAGAGAAACAACAUUCAGGAGGCUGCCUUCAGACUAAAUCCCUUGAUUCAAAAUUGGCUUCCAUCACCAAAUUUGUCCAUCAUUCAACCUCAUGUCACACCCACUACUUAUCACAAUAAGGAAACAUUGGACAUGUUGGCUGUCACACCAACAUCUCAUCACGAUAAGGAAACCUAG